This is a messenger RNA of Brassica oleracea var. oleracea, 2009 nucleotides long. Its product is annotated as probable receptor-like protein kinase At5g18500. Bases 244 to 1713 code for a protein of 489 amino acids. Gene Ontology annotation, biological process: protein phosphorylation. Gene Ontology annotation, molecular function: ATP binding; protein kinase activity. The transcript is spliced from 8 exons. NCBI's taxonomy places the organism in Eukaryota, Viridiplantae, Streptophyta, Magnoliopsida, Brassicales, Brassicaceae. The record is from RefSeq and is a predicted model, not a curated record.
CUAUUUUCUCUGGAACACAGCUAACUACUACUACAAGGGUUAAAGCUUCAAUCUUUCCCACUGACAUCUCUGGUCUCCGAACUUCUUUUCUUGUUUCUUCUUUUUAUUGCUUGGGUCUUCUUGUCUGUAAGGUUAGGGAUCUCUCCUUACAAAAGAUCCAAAGCAGGGGAUCUUUCUAGAUAAUGCUGCUUGAGAUCUGACCUUUUUCCUUCAAUGACGCUCUGAAUCAGGUGAAUAGAGAAGAUGGGAUCUGGUUUAAACGAUGCAUUAUCUAGGAAGUACAGCGGUUUGGAGCUCUGGGAGAUCAUAGUGAUUGUUCUCUCUGCAAUAUUCGUUUUAGUGUUAGCUAUAUCGUUAUGGCUUACUUUCAGAAGAAGAAACUCUAGAUCUUCUUCUUCUAAUCAGAUCCCUGUUAGCCACCAGCUUCCUCCUACUGUCUCCGAAGAGAUUAAAGAGAUUAGAGUCGACGAGGUUUCCUCAAGCAACGGUGGUGGUGGCAAUGGAUAUCCUUCCAUUAGCGAGAAAUUUGGGCACAAAGAGCCUGAAAAAGGGAUAGUAGUAGCAGAUUCAGAGAAUGGUGGAGAUAGUAGCAGGUCAGGAUCGUUUAAUCACUUGGAGAAGAAAGAUGGUUCGAGCGUAUCUUCUGCUAAUCCUAUGACGGCUCCGUCUCCUUUAUCUGGCCUUCCUGAGUUUUCUCACCUCGGAUGGGGGCAUUGGUUUACUCUCAGAGAUCUUCAGAUGGCUACGAACCAGUUCUCGAGGGAUAAUAUAAUUGGUGAUGGUGGGUAUGGAGUUGUGUACCGUGGUAACCUUGUUAAUGGUUCUCCUGUUGCCGUCAAAAAGUUGCUCAACAAUCUAGGACAAGCUGACAAAGACUUCAGAGUAGAGGUUGAAGCUAUAGGUCAUGUUCGCCACAAAAACUUGGUCCGUCUUCUUGGAUAUUGCAUGGAAGGAACGCAGAGGAUGCUGGUGUAUGAGUAUGUUAACAACGGAAACUUGGAGCAAUGGCUACGUGGAGACAAUCAAAACCACGAGUAUCUAACAUGGGAGGCACGGCUAAAGAUUCUUAUUGGAACAGCCAAAGCGCUUGCGUACCUUCACGAGGCGAUUGAGCCAAAAGUGGUGCACAGAGACAUAAAGUCGAGCAACAUUCUGAUUGAUGACAAAUUCAAUUCUAAAAUUUCUGACUUUGGACUUGCCAAGCUGCUUGGUGCUGAUAAAAGUUUUAUAACUACUAGAGUUAUGGGUACCUUUGGUUAUGUAGCUCCAGAGUAUGCGAACUCUGGUCUUCUGAAUGAGAAAAGUGAUGUCUAUAGCUUUGGUGUUGUACUAUUGGAAGCUAUAACUGGUAGAUAUCCUGUAGACUAUGCUCGCCCACCACCUGAGGUGCAUUUGGUGGAAUGGCUAAAGAUGAUGGUCCAACAGAGACGAUCAGAAGAAGUGAUUGACCCAAACCUCAAUACGAAACCAUCUACCAGUGCCUUAAAAAGAACACUCUUGACUGCUUUGAGAUGUGUUGAUCCCAUGUCUGAGAAACGACCAAGGAUGAGCCAAGUUGCACGUAUGCUUGAAUCAGAGGAGUACCCAAUUCCUAGAGAGGAUAGAAGAAGACGAAAGAGUGAGAAUGGACCAACAAGAGAGUCAGAUCCUCCUAGGAACAGCACAGACACUGACAAGAGCGAGUUCCAAGACCAAAAGCCUGAAGCUGGAUAAGGCAUUGGAAAUAACCUGAGGUGUAAAUGUUUUCCGAGCUUCUUCAUGUGAAGCAAGUCCUUGUUCGUCUCCAAAAUCCUGUGUGUUAUGUGAUGUUUCUUCAUUUUGUCUUUGGUAAUAAAGAGAAAGAGGAGGAGAGGGGAGAGUAUGUUUGUUCAUCAUUUGGUUUUGAGAAUGGUUUAGAUCACAUCAUUUGUUUGUAUAGUGUUUGUUGUAUUGUUUGCUCCUCUACGUUUCGCAAUGUAGGUUGUUUUCGGACCAAGAAAAUGCUAGGCUAUGUCAAGUUCUUCGUAGAA